GAAUGUGUGCCAGAAAUUGUAGACUUGAAGAAGAAAGUGUUCAGUGAGCUCGACAAACAUGUUGACGAAGGUGUUGUGAUGGCCAGCAGCAGCAGCUGCAUCGUUCCCAGUUCCUUUACCGAGAGCUUGCGCCAUCGCAGCCAGUGCAUCGUUGCACAUCCGGUGAACCCACCUCAGUACAUCCCCUUGGUGGAGAUCGUGCCAGCACCAUGGACGGCACCAGAGAUUGUGAAGCGCACGCGUGACCUGAUGCAGUCCAUUGGGCAAGCGCCCGUGACACUCAACAAGGAGGUCAACGGCUUCUUGCUCAAUCGCUUGCAGUAUGCCCUCAUCAUGGAGGGUUGGCGAUUGGUUCAGGAUGGUGUGUGCACGCCUGAAGAUGUUGACACUGCCGUGUCGCAGGGCCUUGGCCUACGCUAUUCGUUCAUGGGACCUUUUGAAGUCAUGCAUCUCAAUGCCGAAGGCAUAAAGGACUACUGCGAUCGGUACGGUGCAAACAUCACGCGUGUUUGUGAGACGCAAUGCUCGGCGCGUGAGAUGCCCGGUACAAGCACCUGCACGGCAGUGCACGAGGCAAUGUGUCGGCAAACUCCCGUCGAAGACUUACCGGCUCGCAGGCAGUGGCGUGACACUCGCCUUGCUGCGCUGGCAGCGCAUAAGCAGGAACUAGAGGACAAGGAGAAAAAAGCUUAGGAACUGCCUUCUGUCCUUGUCCUGUGCUCCACCACUUUCCUGAUGCCAUUAUCCCUGAAGUCGUGAUCCAUCUCUCAAAUCUAGUAGUACUUCAAAGUAGUAUUUUGUGUGUGUGAUGGAUGAUGCUGUUUUUGCGUUAGCACUUCAGCGUAUCUAUUCCUGUCCUUCAUCUUUCGUACUAUUCCUGUCCGUUGUCAAUUAAGUUCCGUCAAACGUAGGAAAUAUUCUAGCUUUUCUCUGUUCUUGUUCUUGAUUACGUCCUGCAAGUGACGUGCUGGCACGUAUUUGUGGACGAUCUUGGAUAUACAGUUCUCCAAGUA
Molecule: messenger RNA, 1013 nt
Organism: Sycon ciliatum
Lineage: Eukaryota; Metazoa; Porifera; Calcarea; Leucosolenida; Sycettidae
Product: lambda-crystallin-like
Biological process (GO): fatty acid metabolic process
Molecular function (GO): NAD+ binding; L-gulonate 3-dehydrogenase activity
Source: RefSeq, a predicted model, not a curated record